Mya arenaria is the source of this 2116-nucleotide messenger RNA. RefSeq lists its product as uncharacterized. Gene Ontology annotation, cellular component: nucleus; nucleoplasm; mitochondrion. Gene Ontology annotation, molecular function: tRNA binding. Bases 118 to 1152 code for a protein of 344 amino acids. NCBI's taxonomy places the organism in Eukaryota, Metazoa, Mollusca, Bivalvia, Myida, Myidae. The record is from RefSeq and is a predicted model, not a curated record. Gene Ontology annotation, biological process: mitochondrial tRNA 5'-end processing; positive regulation of mitochondrial translation. The transcript is spliced from 4 exons.
CUUAUAUUAAAACCUAUAAUUUGUAGUUAAUAGUGAAACAUGUAUUAUUUGUUUGAAAGUCAUGACAUCUUAAAUUAAGUGCGCUGCGUCGAGUUUCGAAAAACAUCAAAGAACACUAUGCAAAGAUACACAAGUCUGCGGGGCUUUGCCCUAGGUUGUAACAGAUGGACUCCAGUGGCUACAUUGGUCAGAAAUCUAGUAGAUGGCAAACUCUUGAACGCUGAGGAUCUGCUGAGAAUGCAAAAGGCCAUACAGUUUGUGUCAAGGUUAGAUGCCAAACAGCUGGAGAGAAAGAAAACCAUUGAAGUUCUACAUAGUCAGCUGCUACAUAGUGGAGAGUUGGUUCCCGAAGAGUUAUCUACACUGGAUUUACACCAUAUGCUUACUAAAUGCGGCAACAUCAAUGAUUGCCAUAAAUAUCUCUACAGUGCCUAUGUAAUGGAACAAAAGUUCAAGAAGAAACAAACUAUAAACACAGAGAUGAGACUAAAUUUGAACCAGGAUCCACCUCUUUUUAGAACUAGUGGACAAUAUAGAAUUGUCAAAAGUCUCCAAGGAUUUUUACAUGGACCACCAGUGGUGUUUGAUUUGGGUUAUGAUUUAAAUCCAAAUGAAGCCUAUCAAGUGUAUUUAGAAUCUAUGCAAUGUGCAGAAUAUAACCUACAUCAUCCUCAGCCUCUACAUUUACAUUUCACAAGCUUUAAAAGAAACCAGGAGUUUCGUGAGCGUUUUAGUGAUGACAGUGAAUUCGAAACAGAUAUUCGUGCUGACUUUCAAGAAGCAUCCAUUUUGGAUCUCUAUAAAAUUCACAGCAAACUAAUCUACCUAAGCCCUGAUGGUCCACCACUUAAAAGAUUUAGUGGCAAAGAAACUUUUAUUAUUGGAGGAAUAUCUAGUAGAAACAAAAUUGAACGCUUGUCAUAUGGCAAAGCUCAGGAGCUUGGAAUCCGUUGUGCUUCAUUUCCAAACAGAUUUAAAAAGUGGGAGGGUCAUAAACACCAAAACCUCAGCUUGCUGGAGGUAUUCAAGGUGUUAAAUGAUGUCCAUCUCUGUGGUAACUGGGAGCAGGCGUUGCUUGGCAAUCUGCAUCCCAGCAUGUUUCAGAGAAAGAAGAGCAAGGAGAUAUCAAAAACUGUUACUAUCGAGGUCUAGAUAAUGACCAACCCCGGAACUGUUGGGACUAACUUUCAUAAUUAUGUAUGUGAUUCCUUAUUGAAGAAAAUCGGGGCUAUUCAAGUAAAACAUAUAACCCCCGGGGGGAAGGUAGUUAUUUAAAUAGUAUAUAGGUGGGUGUCUUUUUCCGCUAAUUUGGACCCCAGAAGGGUAAAUUUGCUUCUGUAGGGGAGUGGCAUAAUUUAAAAGUGCCUCCCCCCCCCCCGGGAUUAUAUGUUUAAAUGGAAAAGCCCUCAUGGAGAUCAAAUACUAUUUAUGGUGUGAUGAUUGAUUACAAUUGAAUAACUGUCAUUGGCACGCACAAUAAAUGAUUGUUAUCAUCAAUAGUUGAUUUUCAGUGUAAUAUUUUACAAAACCAUAUUAUACAUAGGUGCAUAGUUAUUUCUUAAGGGAAAACCAGAGUUCCUGGAAAAAAUCCGAUUGUCAGGCCUGGUGACCACAUAUCAAACUCGCAUGCACCCAGGCCGGGAAUCGAACACCGGUUGCCUAGGUGAGAAGCGAGUGCGCUAACCACUGUGCUUACCUAACACUCUCAAAGGAGAGUAUAUAAUUGACACUUUGUCCAUAAGUUUUUCUAACCUAAGGAUUUUGAAUUAACUUUGUACAAAGGUUCAUCACAUCAAGCUGACAUGCAGACAUAUCUUAGUCCAAGCCUAAAGUCAGUUAAAUCUUUGUCAUGUUAACUUUAUUACUUUUCUUCCCAUUAAAGUUAUUUGGCAUAAAACAUUGCAAUUAGCUAUUUAUAAUUGGAAAACUCUUAAUCCGAAAAUUAUCGCCAGAAGGCGGAGUUAUUGAAGGUCAACCAAUCAGGAUGUACAUUGAGAAGACCCUGAUCAAAUGAUAAAAAGUUUGUUGUAAUGCAAUAGAAAAAGCUGAGAAAUCAUGAAAAAUGUUGAGUGGGGGUCUCAUUUAGUAAGGAAAGGUAUAGCAAUUAAACAUGUCA